Molecule: messenger RNA, 2065 nt
Organism: Mobula hypostoma (lesser devil ray)
Lineage: Eukaryota; Metazoa; Chordata; Chondrichthyes; Myliobatiformes; Myliobatidae
Product: C-X-C chemokine receptor type 3-like
Exons: 2
Coding region: 68-1195 (375 amino acids)
Biological process (GO): G protein-coupled receptor signaling pathway; immune response; positive regulation of cytosolic calcium ion concentration
Cellular component (GO): external side of plasma membrane; membrane
Molecular function (GO): C-C chemokine binding; C-C chemokine receptor activity
Source: RefSeq, a predicted model, not a curated record
CUUAGUCCCGCCGGUAUUACACUUACACACUCAAGUCGAUGACAUCGCUUUGCAAGAUCUUGUGAAGAUGGAGACCGCGAACCAAAGCUCAGAGGAGCAGAAGACACAGGCCUCAUUCUACUACGAUGAGGAUUCGGGGGAGUACGACGACGACCCGAUGGAGCUGGCCAAGGCGCAACCCUGCUCGAUGGCGGUGGCGCAGCACUUCCUGCGCAUCUUCGCGCCCGUCCUCUACUCCCUGGUUCUGCUGCUGGGCGUGGCAGGCAACGGGUUGGUGGUGGUGGUGAUUGGCCGCUGCCGGGGCCCCCGGCGCACCGCCACCGAUACCUUCCUACUGCAGCUGGCCGUCGCAGACCUGCUGCUCGCUCUGACCCUUCCCUUCUGGGCGGCCGAGGCGCUGGUGGGCUGGCGCUUCGGCACGGUGCUCUGCAAGCUGGUAGGCGCCAUGUUCGCCCUCAACUUGUACAGUGGCCUGCUGCUGCUUGUCUGCAUCAGCUUCGACCGCUACCUGGCCAUCGUGCACGCCGUGCAGAUGUACAAGCGCAGGCGUCCGGCUUACCUGCACGCCGCCUGCCUCGCAGUAUGGGCCCUCUGCGCCCUGCUCGCUGCCGUGGACCUGGCUUUCCGCGACGAGUUCGAUUCCAGCUACCUGAACGGGACAGUAUGCACUUACGUGUUCCCGGCCCAGGGCGCCGAUGGCUGGAAAUUGGCACUGCGCCUGACUCAUCAGGUCCUGGGCUUCUGCUUGCCCGUGGCCGUCAUGGUGUACUGUUACGGCGGCAUCUUCAGGACCGUAUGCGGUGUUCAGCUGGCCGAAAGGCAGAGAACGCUGCGAGUGGUGGUGGCGGUGGUCACCGUCUUCCUGGGUUGCUGGACGCCCUACCACGUCGUGUUAUUUCUCGACACCCUGCAGGGACUCGGGGCGCUGACAAGCACCUGCGGCCUAAUCAGCGCGCUCGACGUCGGCCGCCCCGUCACCCAGGGCCUGGGCCUGGCGCACUCGUGCCUCAACCCGUUAAUCUAUGCCCUGAUCGGAGUGCGGUUCCGGCGGGAGGCGGUGCGGGUGCUAGCCCGGAUCGGUUGUCCCUGCGCCCGGGACGGAGACCGAAGGGCGAGGCAGGGGACCCGCGGCAAGAGGGGCUCGUCCGGCAUUUCCGGCUCCGAGACCUCGACCACUUACUCGGCGCUGUGGUAGGGCAACUGAGUGCAGCCCUCCCUCCUUCGAUCCACCCAUUCCUCCCACUCCUGCCAUCAUCUUGCCCUCCCCCAUUUUCUUCAUCCAAUCCUCCAUCUCUCUAUCCAUUACACCAACUCGCCUUCCCUCCGUCACUCUUGCCCCACAACCCUCCCUGCUCCCUCCAGCCCUGACACCCUCCCUCCCCUACCCUUCCGGACCUCGCCAUCCGUCCCAUCCUGUCCCCCACGCUCCAUAUCUCCCCCUUCCCUCAAACCCUCCAUUUAUUCUAGUAGUGACUGCACCCUAACCCGAGGUCCAGGACAACUGCGGGCAGACAGCAAGACCCCUUGGGGAGCUUCGUGGGAUGAGGUAGCCCAGGAGAGAAUGAUCCCACCCGCAGCUCCUCUCUUCAGUGUCUCCCUCGCAUCUGACCGUCCCCCGUCCCCCACCCCACACCACCACCACCACCUCCACGAAUCAGCCAAGUUUCUGCAGGAGCCGUCGUGUCCUCUGCAGGAAAUUCCUCAGGAUCGUCCCGAUGUCAGCGAAUCGGGGGAACAGUGACAGCUCACCUUCCGAGAGAAGAGACUUCCAGAUAUCCACGAGGAAGGAAUUCCAUCGGGGUAGUGCCUCAUCUUUGGACAGUGACAUGUGCUUCUAAUAUCUGAUACCCCCCCACACACACCCUGUCCUCGAUGGCCAGAAUGGACUCACACAUCAACAGUGCAAGCGGCCAGAUAGAGACGAAAAGGGAUCACCCACAGAGCAUGGGAAUAGGAGCCGUCGGGGCAGGGGAACGAUCGAUGGAAUGCGAACACAGGCCAGACUGGUCUCCACUCUUGUGCAGGCCGAGUCACAAAUGUACUCACCGUAUAACUAAUAAACGAG